Messenger RNA from Paramuricea clavata, 395 nucleotides. Lineage: Eukaryota; Metazoa; Cnidaria; Anthozoa; Malacalcyonacea; Plexauridae. The record is from the annotation of a GenBank genome assembly.
AUGAAUAUUGACAAAAAAUUAUUUAACUUGGUUGUACUAAUUGAUUUAAAAAAGGCAUUUGAUACUGUCGACCACCAGAUUUUACUAAAAAACCUCGAAAUUUAUGGCGUAAAAGGAGAUGCUUUGGCUCUACUAAAAUCGUACUUGAUAAAUCGCACUCAGAAAUGCCAAGUUAAUGGAACUAUUUCAUCGGAGCGGUUGAUUAAGUGUGGCGUGCCACAAGGCUCUCUUUUAGGGCCAUUAUUCUUUUUAUUAUAUAUUAAUGACUUGCCUCAGUGUCUAAGCAAAACAAAACCUCGACUGUUUGCUGAUGAUACAAACCUAACAGCUGCGGGAGAAUCUAUAAAUGAUGUUGAAGCUGCAAUGAAUUCUGAUUUAGGAAACCUUAGGAAAUG